Molecule: messenger RNA, 1349 nt
Organism: Triticum aestivum (bread wheat)
Lineage: Eukaryota; Viridiplantae; Streptophyta; Magnoliopsida; Poales; Poaceae
Exons: 4
Coding region: 1-1275 (424 amino acids)
Source: RefSeq, a predicted model, not a curated record
AUGUUGAUCGUUUGUGCUAGCCACCCGGCUCCUUCGGUUCAUUCCGAGUUUCUUUCUGGAUGGCUAUCACUCAACAGUUCCAGAAUGCCUUACCAUUUGAGCUCAACUGGAAGGAACUUCAGAAAGCAAAACAGACAUCAGCCAGCGAUUACCUUUGCAAAAAGUUCUUCAUUGGAAGAUUUAGUCGCCUCUGUAAAGCCAUCUCGUCUUCUGCCAAAAGUGGAACCAAAAACAUUUCCCAAUAGUGUCCCUGAUGAGAUACUAUCAAAACUCAUAUUGGAAGAGUCUGAUGCCUUUUACAUACUAGAGCUGUGCACAAGUAGAGAACUUAGUUCCUCUCUGCUAGAUAAGAACUCUGCAAUCUUAAUCUGCUUAAUCGAUGUUGACAGUGACUCCUUGCUAGAAAGAGUACCAGCAAUCUAUGGGGACCAACCUUCACAUGGCACCAAGGCAUCACAAUUCCUUCCCUUUCAAAGUGGUGCAGUUGAUAUAAUCACCUUUAAAGGUCCCAAAUUGCUGACAAUCAAAGAAAUCUGGAUCGGCCUUGAAUCAGGUUCGUGGAGAUUAGAUGGUUUAAGUCUGAAAGUGAUCCAUGGAGCACUGAACACACCUAAAGAUCUUGAGGGAACACUUGAGCUCAAGUUCAGCGGUUUACAGUUCACUUUCGACAAGCUCGGUGUGCUGCUUGCUGAGGAUGGAGCUUCAGUUGUGGAAGCAAGGCCUACUGCUAUCACUGACCUGUCAGGAAUUAGCAUUUCUGAUCUUCAAGAGGGGCAGCUAUCCUCAGCAAAGACAACCUCAAGCAUUAAGGAAUUGAAGGAAGAUGGACUGAGGGAGUAUGCUGAUCUCAAGCAAUCCUUGCUGCUUUACGACAUAUCUAUUGUUAUAACAGGUUUCUCUGCCUUCACUCUGGCUUCGAAUGAUGGAGCUGCCUACUCGUUCCUCGUCGGUGGGAUUGGAGGGUUGCUGUAUCUAUUGCUGCUCCAAAGAUCUGUGGACGGGUUACCGGCAAUUAGUUCUCCUUCAGAAGCGAGCAGUUCAGAGCCCACUAUGAACUUCAGCGGCGUAAGAAGGCCAUGGUUGAUAUUGUCGAUUGUAAUGGUUGCUGGGGCUGUUGCACUGAAGUACGGUGCUGGUGGUGACAACUUCGAGCUGACUCCGACUGAGCUAUUUGUUGGCACUGCAGGGUUCCUGGCGAACAAGGUUGCUGUUCUUCUGGCAGCAUUCAAACCCUUGCAAAGUAAUUUGGAGAGCGACGAUGGAUCUGUGGACUGAGCUUCUUGACAACAUUGCUCUGAAUAUACUAGCAUAAUGUUAAAAAAGGGGGGUAAAAUUUAACAGAUGUAGGA